Fraxinus pennsylvanica is the source of this 651-nucleotide messenger RNA. The record is from the annotation of a GenBank genome assembly. NCBI's taxonomy places the organism in Eukaryota, Viridiplantae, Streptophyta, Magnoliopsida, Lamiales, Oleaceae.
AUGCUCCUCUUCUUGAAAUCUACAUAUGGGAAAGUAAAGCAAUACCCUGAAGAAGAACAAGAUGAGAAAAACAAGAAGAUUAAUGAAACAUGCUGCUGCACAUCCCUAACUGUUUGGAGAAAAUCACUUCUCUUCAGCUGCAAAGGUUUCACUGUUAUUGGUUCUGAUGGCAGUUUACUCUAUAGAGUUGAUAAUUACACUGGACAUCCUAAUCAAAUCAUUCUCAUGGAUGGCUCCGGAAAUCCCAUUUUCACUAUCUGUAAACACAAGAAACUCAGGCUAGUAGACAACUGGCGGAUCUACGAAGGAGAAGUUGGCGAGGAUUGUAGCAUUAAGACAACAUCCAAGAAACCUAUUUACAGUGUGAAGAAAAACCUCAACAUAAUACAAACAAAUCUAAAUGUUCUUGCUUAUGUUAACGGUGGAAUGUCUGAUAAGAGAUACGCAUACAUGAUUCAAGGGUCAUACGCAAAUCGAUCCUGCAGAAUUUUGGAUGAUUCAAGAAAGGUUGUAGCAGAGAUCAAGAAGAAGGAGGCUACAAAUGGAGGUGUAUCUUAUGGUUUGGAGGUUUUUCUUUUGAUUGUACGCCCAGGAUUUGAUUCUAGAUUUGCUAUGGCCGUUGUAUUAUUGCUUGAUCAAAUGUUUUCUUGA